AUGGCCGCCGAUGUGGGAUCGAUGUUUCAAUAUUGGAAGAAAUUUGAUCUACGGCGGCUGCAGAGGGAGCUAAAUUCAGUGGCAGCACAACUGGCUGGGCGACAGGAAGAGAGCGAGCACUCCCAUAAGCACGUGCUGGAGCUGAGCCGUGAGUUCAAGAAAAAUGUCCCCGAGGAAGUGCGGGAGAUGGUUGCUCCUGUCCUCAAGAGUUUCCAAGCCCAGGUUGUUGCGUUGAUCCAGCGCAGUAAGGAGGCAGAGUCUGCAUUUCUGGGAGUUUACAAACAGCUGAUAGAAGCCCCAGACCCUUCUCCGGUGCUGGAAGCCUCCUACUCGCUGGAGGAACGCCUCACCCAGCUGCAAAGCUCUUCUCCAGACGGUGAGGUUCUGGUCAGAGAGAUCUCGGGCCACUGGAAGAGACACCUGGAGUGCCUUAACGGUGCAGAAAGUGUAGAAGAAAGCCAAGUAAGCAUACAGAGAGUAGAGGCGUCAGAACAACUGCCCCAUAUGAUGACCCCAAACAGCACACAGAGCCUCCAAGAUGGUGGCUUACCCCUUCACAACCACCAGAGCCUCGAUGAAAGGAAAGCAGAUGAACCAGAUGCUCUGUUUGUCAGACUGGCUCAGGCUGAAGAGAGAAUCAAAACUCUCCAGUCAGCACUGAACAAAGCCCAGUCAGAGCUACAAGAGCUAAGGUGUAAAUAUUACAAGGAAAUGGCUGCCAAAGCAGAGGAACUGGCCCAGCUCAAGACGAACCUGGAGAAGGCCAACCAGAGAGCAGAUUUGGCCCAGAGGGAGGUGGAGCGACUGAGGGACCAGCUAACCAGCAGUUGCAGUAUUUCUAAAGGGAGUGACGAGGGUCCCAGUGAGGGGAAAGGAGGGAGGGAUGAGAAGGACAAGUGCUCACCAUCACGGCUGGAAGCAGUGCUCUUCUCCAAAGAUAGAGAGAUUCUUCGCCUGCUUGAGAAUGUCCAGAGGUUGCAGUUCACGCUCCAGGAAGUGCAGGACUCCUCAGCAAGUCAGCUAGCAGAUCUUGAACAACAGUUGGCUUAUAAGACAGACGCUAUUGAAAAAUUAGAGGUUAAACUGCAGUCUCAGUUGGACUAUGAAGAAAUCAAAACUGAACUCAGCAUUCUUAAAGCAGUGAAACUGACAUUAGCAAAUGGGAGCUCUUCCCAGGACUCUGACAAAGUUGCAGAGGCUUUGUUGCUUGACAAACAAACUUUUCUACACUCCAACAAAUUUCUGACAGACAAAGCCAGAGUCCUACAGAGUCCUGAUGAAGACCAGUCAGAUAGUUCCAGUAGGGAUUUGGGGUGCCCGAUGAGCUCGUACUCCUCCCCUUCAAGAGUGUUACCAAUAGACAGCCAGUCCUCCUCCAGCCCAGGACCACCCAAUCCUGAUGGGACCUCUGGGACCCAUGACCUCCCACGAUCUUUUUCUGCAUCACCUUUCUCCAGUGAUAAACAUUGUACAGGGCCCCUCCUGCAGAAGCAGCUCCUCUCUCCUCACUUUAAGAAGGAUGGCGCAUCACUCAUGGCCUUCCCCACUGCUUUGUUUGCUGCAAAAGCUGCCCUCAUGUCCGCCAACCCAGGUGCUUCAGGGCCCUCAGUGAUUGAAACCGGCUUAGCAAGUGACCAGUCAGAGUGUGGGAGCUCAGGAGGUGGAGACGAGGACCACCUAGACACAGCAGAGAUAGCCUAUCAAGUGAAAGAGCAGCUUCUCAAACAUAAUAUUGGCCAGCGGGUGUUUGGGCACUAUGUGUUGGGCCUCUCCCAAGGCUCCGUCAGUGAGAUUCUGGCUCGGCCCAAACCAUGGAGGAAGCUGACAGUCAAAGGCAAGGAGCCCUUCAUCAAGAUGAAGCAGUUCUUGUCUGAUGAACAAAACAUCCUGGCUUUGCGUACCAUCCAAGUUCGCCAAAGAGGGAGUAUCACUCCUCGCAUCCGAACCCCAGAAACUGGGUCAGAUGACGCCAUUAAGAACAUUCUGGAACAGGCUAAGAAAGAGAUCCAGUCCCAGCGAGGAGGUGAUGGUAAGUCCUCUCUGGGAUCUUCUACAGGGCGCAGCAGUGGUGGAGGGAGUAAUUCAGAUGAGACUAUUAAGAGCAUCUUGGAGCAGGCGCGACGGGAGAUGCAGGCACAGCAGCAGGCCCUGCAUGAGCUGGAGGCCAGCAGCCAGAGUUUGUGCUCGCAGGAGCCCCACAAGACCCUGCCUGGCCCUAUACCCAACUACAUCAAGCAAGAAGAGGGCAGCACCAUGCCAGUGUGCCCAUCCAACCCCAUCGGCAGCCCCCAGACCCCCCUCAGUGUUCUGUCUCCUGCUGCUUUUGUCCAAAACAUUAUCCGUAAGGUGAAGUCAGAAAUCGGCGAGGCUGGAACAUACUUUGACCAGCACUGGUCUCGUCCCUUCACCUCUGUAUCGCCCUCACUCUCCUCUUCCUCCUCCUCUGUGCCCUCCACAGUGCCCCGGGCUUGGAAUGCGGAAUGCCCCCCGGGCACAGAGGAGGGGCCAGGCACUGAGGAGGAUGAACCUCCACCAAGCCGAUCUGUGAAAAUGGAGCCAGAACUGUGUGUAAGCGGGGAGCAGGUAGCAUGUGGAGGAGCACGGAUGAGCUAUUAUCCCUCCUAUAUUCCUCGCACUUUGAAGCCCACUGUGCCACCACUCACGCCUGAGCAGUACGAGAUGUAUAUGUAUCGUGAGGUGGAUACCAUAGAACUCACACGCCAGGUCAAGGAGAAGCUGGCUAAGAAUGGCAUUUGUCAGCGGAUUUUUGGAGAGAAGGUACUGGGCCUUUCUCAGGGUAGCGUGAGUGACAUGCUGUCUAGACCCAAACCCUGGAGCAAGCUCACUCAGAAGGGACGAGAGCCUUUCAUUCGCAUGCAGCUGUGGCUCCUGGACCAGUUAGGACAGAGCCUCAAUCAGCAGUCCAACCACAGCCACAACCACAACAAAAGUCCAGUGACCUCUCACUCUUCACCAUCCCCUCCACUCAGCCUAGAGGACAGUAUGCCUCUGGAGCCAGUGAGUUUGGUGCUUGAAUGCAGCAAGGAGAACCAGCACCCCCACCCACAGCACACAGAACCUCAAGGAGUGAAGGGCACAGCAGGAACAUUGGCACUCCAGCAGCCUCACAUUCCACUAGGCAUUCAGGAGCUGGUGGCCAUGUCGCCUGAGCUUGACACGUAUGCUAUAACCAAGAGGGUCAAGGAGGUGCUGACUGACAACAACCUAGGUCAGCGUCUGUUUGGCGAGAGUAUCUUAGGCCUUACACAAGGCUCCGUCUCAGAUCUGCUGUCCAGGCCCAAACCAUGGCAUAAGCUGAGUCUAAAGGGCAGAGAGCCCUUUGUGCGCAUGCAGCUGUGGUUAAAUGACCCACACAAUGUGGACAAACUGAGAGAUAUGAAGAAGAUGGAGAAAAAGGCAUACCUGAAGCGCAGAUAUGGCCUGUUGAGUCCUGGCUCAGAUACUGAUUCUCCGGGAGCAUGUUCAGACUCCAUUAGCCCAGGCCUUGCCCAAAUGGAGCUGUGUUCCUACAGCCAAACUAAGAAGCCCAGAGUAGUGCUAAAUGCAGAGGAGAAGGAGGCUCUGAGGAAGGCAUACCUGCAGGAGCCCUACCCAUCCCAGCACACCAUUGAGAUGCUGGCCACACAGCUCAAUCUCAAGACCAACACCGUCAUCAACUGGUUUCACAACUACAGGUCUCGAAUGCGGCGUGAGGUUCUUGUGGAAGGUCCCCAGGACAAUCAUGUUGAUGCAGAGCAUAACUUCUCUCCUUCAGUCAGCUGCAGUCCCAUUUCAGAUGUAGAUGAAAGGAAAAAAGCCCAUGUAGUCCACAAUGGCCACACAAUGCUCAAUGUCAAACAGGAAGUGGAGGAAGAUGAGGAGAAGCUGCUAAUCAGGCAGGAUACAAGCUCUUCCAUGGCUGUGCAGUUCACUGAGAUGAAGACUGAAGAGGAGCAGACAUCUUGCAACAGGGACCUGACGUCAUGUUGUCCUCAAAGCCUCAGGCAAGACGAAGCUUGCAUCCACAAACUCCUUUCUGGAUCUGUUUCCUCAGACAACACUCAGAAAAGCAACACAGCCACACUUGAAGGUGAAAAUAAAUCACCGGUGGACCCAGCGAGCUUCAAGGCAUCAUCGGAGGCAUGCCGCAGCAGCCUGGAGGUCUCACUUGACUCACCCUCAGCUGCCUCCUCUCCUGGCCUCAUGAUGUCUGUCUCACCAGUGCCGUCCUCUUCUGCCCCCAUUUCUCCAUCUCAGUCCCUUCAUUCCAACACCAAGAUCAGCAAGAGCACACAGAGGCGUGAUGAGAAAAUGGCCAACCUUAGCAACAUCAUCCAUCGACUUGAGCGAGCGGCCAAUCGUGAAGAGGUGCUGGACUGGGAGUUCUAGAGCUUGAAGCUUAAAAAUACUCUGAAUUCCUGAAGAGGGUUUUCUCACUCCUGAAGCUUUUGCUUGUCACAUUUGCCUGUCACCAGGAACACAGGACGUGAUAUCCUCCAAUCCAGAGAUAAAAUAUUGUCCUGUUAAAGACAUUAAUCAAAUAAUAUUUAUAAACAUGUUUUAGGUAUUUUGAUAUUCGUAUCCUACUUUGAGUUAUAUGUUACAGCACUAGCUGUCAUGUUUUAAACCAAGGAGGAAAGAGAUACUUGGAUGUGAAGACUUUGCAGUUAUGGUGUCAUGAAAUGCACACUGAAGUUCUAUAGAUUGCCACUGGGUGAGAUUAUUUCAAAGUGAGACCUCUGUCUUAAGCCAUCAAAAGCACUACUUAUUAAAAAAAAGGACUCUGACCAAAUUUGCUACUUUUUGAAUAGCAAUUUUUCAGAUUUUGUCUGUAAAACGGGACAGUUAAAGUCAAAUAAUGUUGAGAACUUUAUACUGACUUGAGGGAUAGUCCUUAAAGACUCUAAAUAGUGAACAAUACAUAUGUACUUAGUUUCUUGUUGACAUGUUUUGGAACAUUUGUUACACAAGCGUGUAAUGUGUGGUUGUACGUGCUGUAGAAAUUGUCUGCAAUAGCCUUUCUCUGAACAAGAUGUAGCAUGGUACUCAAAUUACCCUCUUAUCUUCUAUAGAUAGUAUCCUGUGAUAUACUUGAGCGAUAAAAGUGAAAACAUCAGAAAAUUUAGCAAAAAAAGAAAUGAAAAAAGGGAUUGUAGGAAAAAGAUUAUUGAUUUAAUAUUUUAUUGAAGCUGUUAUUGUUUUUUUCUGGGGUGGGGGUGGGGGGUGUUGGUUUCCUUUAAUGAUUCUUAGAGGUUUACUGUAGGGCCUUUUUGUGAACUUGGAAGGGAGUGAGCCAUUUGAAACUUUUGAGCAAUGUCUUCACUAAUUCAUAUUGCAUCUGCCUCACUCUUCCUCUGAUGCACUGAUCUCUCACACAAAUGGGGCAAGGCAAUGGCCAUAACUCAGCAUUAUGGUUCUGAACUGAGGAUCUGAUCCCUACGGUUCAGAAUUCUAUGCCCAAAAGUUCUACUCAUCAUGAUUUAAACAAUAAUUCAAUAAUGAUGUAAUAUAAGCUUGAACCAAGUCUCAAAGACCAAUACCACAGGAAGUGAUGGGGGUAGCUUUUUCACUGGGAACAUUUUAGCAUGCAUAUGUUUUAAACUAACCAUUUAUUCCUGUUUCAUUGGUAGGCACUAAUAAGUUUAGGAAUCCUGCCCUUCUCAGCACAUGUAGUCACUCUUGUGCUUGUUGGUCCUUUAGGCUCCCAUUUAUCCCAAAUGUCAGUGUGUGUCAUGGCAAACAUAGGCAGCAGCUACACCCUUAUAAAUAGAUAUCAUUUAAUAUAUACCUCUAUCACUGAUUCAUUGUAUUUUUGCAUGGGCUUUCCAAUACCACAAGAAGAUGUGCUGUAAUGUGGGUGUCCUCAUCAUGUCUGUCCCUGAGAACUGAAAUCGGAAUAGGCACACUUGAACUUUUUAUAUAAGUAGAGUAAAUACACUGUACUUGAGUAAUAAAUGCAGAGAUUGUAUUAACACUGAGAAGUGCACAAUAGAUCUACAAUAGAUACAAUAGUUCUCAUAGAAAUGGGACAGUUCAAACAAAUCUCUUGUUUUUGGAUGCUUUGUGUACUACUACACAGUUCUGCAACCAUUACAUUUUAAAUAUGCAUAUGCUUAAAAGCAUACAUUAGGGUGUUUUUCAUACUAGGCGUUUUUUUUUUCUAUAGAAAAAGUGCUGGCUGGAGCGCCGUUUGUGUUGAGAUGAAAAAAGUAGCUCACUCUGGUGAUGAGGAGGCUGUGACUUUGGAGGCAGAAAAUCAAAAGAAGGAGAUCUGCUUGUGCAACUUGAAUGUAAAAAUAGACAAGUUGUUAUUUUUAGUUGUAUUGCAAAGCUUGAAUAUUAGCAAUGAAAUAUUUUUCAAUUCACUCUAGUAAAUCUCAAAGUUUUUCACUAGCACUCUGUCCUCCAUAUUUGUUUGCGGCAUAACUUGUGGCCUGAUUGGGAAGUAAAAAAAAAAAAGACACUUGAUAUCAAUCAGCGCUUUUCUGAACAGUUCCAUUUUUAGACGUUUGGAAGUGCUCUACUAUGGCCAAAAGUACACCAGCGGCGGUGGCGCUUCCUGAAGGAUUAUAUGUAAAACGUGCCGGUGUUUGAGGGAAAAAAAAAACGUGUACUGUGAAAGCAGCCUUAUGUGAAAUGGAUUGGGAUCAGAAAAGGGGCAGAAUUAAAUUACAUCACAUAGAUUCUAAAUUUGUUUAAUCCCUCUAGACAGGAGAUUUUGUAGAGUUUAUUUUCAGUGGACUAAUAGGCUGGUGUAAGAAUGAAUUGGUCAAAUUUAUAAAACUUGUCAUUGGUUUAAUUUAUAAAACAUGUCAGAAGGGGGGAAACCCUAUACUAACAGUUUUAACAAAAAUAAAUUUAGUGACUUUUGAAAUCCUGCAUUCAGUCAGAUUCUAAAAUAUUAAGCACCUAAACUGUUUUUUUGUUUGUUUGUUUGUUUUUUGUUUUUUUCCUCACUUGUCCUAGUAAUCCAGAAAUUUGCCUGAAAUUUGGGGGCAUUCCGCUGCUGGGUACUGAAAUACCUUGAAAUACCUUUCUUCUUCUUCUAUUUUUUUUUUUGACACAAAUAUGUGUUUUGCUAAUUUUAUUUUCUUUAAAUUUUCUUGGUAGAUGUAGGUCUUCAAUACCUCACAUAAGAACUACUUUACAGCACUUACUGUUUUUUAAAAACAAAUUGAAUAUUUGAGUAUAGUGGAAAUAGGAAAACUGUUCUUACUUUUUGUUCCACAGGUCUUUGCCUUGAUGUAUUGUUGAAGUUGAUAGUAAAACACUUGCACAUGUCUUAAAAGUACUGAAGAUUGAAAUAAUAAACAUGUAUAAAUAUAUGAAUAUUACACAUUUACUGGGAAAUAUCAUAGGGUUCUUGUCACUAGUGUGCUGAUGUAUUUAAAUAGAGUGUACAGUUAUAUUAACCAAACACACAGAGUCAGACCUCGUUUGGCAAACUUGCCCAUAUUCUAGAACCUUCUCUCAGGGUUACUGUAUCUAGCUUCUUUAAGCUUUAUCAAACCAGUCAGGUCACAUUGCUGGUUAGCUUAAAUUGUUCAUGACGUCUGCUUGAUUUUCCUACAACACAGAGUGGUUUUAUUUAGAACCUAAUUUCUCUGUGUUCUUCACAAUUUCUAGCAAAUGGAGCAUAAUUGUUACCUGAGAAUAAGAUCAACUAAGAGCUGAAAUUGGGAUACUGAAAGAGCAUGUAUGUGUGUGCUUAUUCUAAGCUAAUCUCUUAGUCUUCAGUAGUUUAUCAAAACAGUGUAAUUUUUUAGCUGAUUUUCCAAGCAUGUUAGUUUGUAAGUACCUUGUCUUAUAAAUUGUGUUUCAUAUUUCAAGGUAUGUACCAUACCCAUAAAUAAUUUUUGACAUCAUUAUCUAAUCUGAUAUAGCAUAAUAGUUAUAUACAUACAUUUCAGAUCUGAUCAUAGUAUACUUUCAUACCAGUAUACCAUUCCAAGCCUAUGAUUAAGUCAGAGAACAUUUCAGCUAAUCUAAUGGGUAUAUUUUCUUUGGCAAGCCAAAAAAUAAUUAUAAAUUGUGGUACUUUAUGACGGUUGCAUUGUGUGAAAAUUGCAAACGAAAAUCCAGGCAGGUUGUAAUUUUCGUUAUUCAGGAGGGAAUUCACUGGACAUUUAUGAAACGAAACACUGGUCUCUUCUGAAUACUGACACUGCCCUGCAGCAGAGAUGAUUCAUAACAGCAAGAAAAAUUUUGUCAGGAUUUGAAUGAGAUAAAAAUUUCCUUACAAUACUCUAUUUUAAUUUUUUUCUAUUUAAAUUUUGAUUUUACUUUAGAUUUAUUUUUUGCAUAGUUUUCCUUACAUUUCAAUCAUAUAGAAAUAGUAUAUUGACUUUUGUAUCUCCUGUAAUCUCAAGUAAUCACAUCGAAGAACGG
Molecule: messenger RNA, 8388 nt
Organism: Ictalurus furcatus (blue catfish)
Lineage: Eukaryota; Metazoa; Chordata; Actinopteri; Siluriformes; Ictaluridae
Gene: cux2b
Product: cut-like homeobox 2b
Exons: 22
Coding region: 1-4389 (1462 amino acids)
Biological process (GO): regulation of DNA-templated transcription
Molecular function (GO): DNA-binding transcription factor activity, RNA polymerase II-specific; DNA binding
Source: RefSeq, a predicted model, not a curated record